Molecule: messenger RNA, 1848 nt
Organism: Aspergillus sclerotioniger CBS 115572
Lineage: Eukaryota; Fungi; Ascomycota; Eurotiomycetes; Eurotiales; Aspergillaceae
Product: pseudouridine synthase family protein
Exons: 2
Coding region: 168-1733 (521 amino acids)
Biological process (GO): pseudouridine synthesis
Molecular function (GO): RNA binding; pseudouridine synthase activity
Source: RefSeq, a predicted model, not a curated record
GAACCAGUCCAGCCCCUCUCCAUCGCCCCUUUCCUCCUCUCUCCCCUCUCCCCUUCAUAGGCCCUCUUCAUUAUCCUACCUAAUCUUCACCCUCAUCUCUCCUCCUGGCUCCCUCUGCCCGCAUUACCGCGUAUCUAAUACGACGCGGCCGGAUUCCGCCCCCCAGCAUGUCUGUGGUGCCCGUCGACACGACCCUUCAGGUCCCCCCUCCAGACCCAGUCCAAGAGCCACCCAAGGUGGCCGUCACGCCGUGUGACCCAUGGCCUGCAAAUUACUACUUCGAAGGCGGCCUGCGCCGGGUCAAGCCAUACCACUAUACCUAUAACACCUACUGCAAGGAGCGCUGGAGAGGCAGAGAGUUGGUGGAUAUCUUCCUCUCGGAAUUUCGCGAUCGCCCAGCCGAAUACUACAGAAAGGCUCUAGCAGAUGGCCUCGUCGCCGUCAACGGCAAGCCGGCCGGCCCCCAUACCGUCGUCAAAAACGGCGAAAUCAUUUCGCAUACCCUGCAUCGCCACGAACCCCCCGUCACCGGGAAGGAUAUCGGUAUAAUCCACGAGGAUGAUGACCUGAUUGUCAUUGACAAGCCUGCUGGCGUGCCCGUUCACUCCGCCGGUCGGUACCACUACAACUCCGUGCUCGAGAUUAUGCGCUCGCAGCGCUUUCGCGAAUGGGUCCCCCGACCCUGUAACCGUCUGGACCGGCUCACUUCUGGAGUCAUGUUCCUCGGAAAUACUCCCAAAGCCGCGGAGAACAUGACCAAAAAGCUCAAGGCCCGCACACUCCAGAAGGAGUAUGUGGCGCGCGUCAAGGGAAAGUUCCCCGAUGGAGUCAUCGUCUGCGAUCAGCCCAUCAUGUCCGUGAGCCCGAAGGUGGGCCUCAACCGCGUUCGCGCGACAGGCAAGGAGGCAAAGACCAAGUUCCGUCGUCUCGCGUAUAUUCCUCCCCAAGCCCCGGAACCUCAAACCGUUGAUGCGGACGGACGGCCGGCGACUCCACCUCCGAUCUACUCCAACGAAAGCGAAGGAUACAGUAUCGUCCACUGCCUACCUUUGACUGGACGGACACACCAAAUCCGCGUGCACCUCCAGUUCCUCGGCCACCCAAUCUCGAACGAUCCGAUUUACUCCAAUCGCAAGGUCUUUGGACCCGAUCUUGGCAAGAACGAGACUACUGACGAGCGCGACUCCGAGCUUAUCGAUCGACUAUGUAACAUCGGCAAGACCGAAGUCCCCGACACGGUGAGCUACCGGACACACCUCACUGCGGCGCCGUUGGUUCCACCUGGCACAGACAGCUCCGUUGUGGAGCAGAUCAUGUCGCGCGAACACGAAGCCGCUGUGGAGAGAUACCAUAAGCGCAAGGGUGAGAUGCUGUCCGGCGACAGAUGCUCCGUUUGCGACACGGAGCUCUACACGGAUCCUCGGCCCGAGGACCUGGGUAUCUUCCUCCACGCUGCGGCGUAUUCCGACAAAGAGGACGGUUGGAAAUACACCAGCAAGAUGCCCAGCUGGGGCCUGCCACCGGACGGCGUGGAGGGUCCGCGCGAGAUGCCCGACUGGGUGUUUGGCCCGGAAGAAGAUGAGAUCGUCAUCGGAUAUGGCGUUGUGCCCGACCUGGGGGAUGGCUCUGAGCCGAAUAUCCCUGCCCUCGUGCAAGGUGUUGGCCUCGUCGAUAUUUCAUCCGGCAGGAAGGCCGAUGCUGAGGCUGCUGAGGCUGCUGCUGCGGCAGUUUAAGUUGGAUGUUCAGGAUGCAUUAUGCAUAAUUGGCGUUUGCAAUUAGAUCUGUUAGACAUGUGAGAUGCACUACAUUUGCCACAUACGGGGCUCGUUUGCUUGAUACCAUGAUAGA